Lytechinus pictus (painted urchin) is the source of this 2226-nucleotide messenger RNA. RefSeq lists its product as uncharacterized. Lineage: Eukaryota; Metazoa; Echinodermata; Echinoidea; Temnopleuroida; Toxopneustidae. The record is from RefSeq and is a predicted model, not a curated record. The coding region runs from base 226 to 2226 and encodes 666 amino acids. The transcript has 2 exons.
AAUCGUAACAAAAUGGCCGAUCGAGACUGGGUAAAAGGAGAGAACUUUUCGGUUUUUUUAGGUUCCAGUCUGUGCCCAGAUGUCAGGAAACUGCCACUCGUUAGACCUUCAUCCAUAUAAUCGUGGGACCGUGUUCAUUGUUAGCUGCCAUAGCACCUGAAGCUUCAUAGCCAAGAGCAACAAAUAGACAAGGUUCUUAUUUAUGAACACGGUCAACUUUCAAACAUGCCUACCGUUAACUGCCCAAUUCCCGGCUGUGACUACGCCACACCAGACCGUGAUGCUGCCAUCGUAGCUGCCCUUCUAACUGCCCACAGUACCAUUCACACCUCUGGACAAGCCGCCAAGGUCGAGAAGGUCAAGAGACCAACGAUUGCUGCUGCUGGCACCAGCGAGGAAUGGGCGUACUUCAAGUCGCGGUGGUCCGACUACGUUGAUGCCACUAAGAUCACUGGGAAAGACAAGGUUGUACAGCUUCUUGAGUGUUGUGACGAGCCCCUACGGAAGGACCUCACGCGAGCUGCUGGUGGCAGCCUCACCAACAAAACUGAGGAUGAGGUGCUGACAGCCAUCAAGAAGCUUGCCGUACGAGAGGAGAACACCAUGGUUGCCCGCGUGACACUUCACAACAUGCGUCAAGACAGGGACGAGACAGUUGGCAGCUUCGGAGCCUGUCUACGGGGACAAGCAGAUAUUUGCAAAUUCAUCAUAGCUUGCCCUGCUUGUAAUGCUGAUGUCAAUUACACUGACGCAAUCAUGCGGGAUGUGCUUACCAGGGAGAUUGCCGAUUCUGAAAUCCAGCUCGAUCUUUUAGGGAACAAAAACCAAGACAUGGGCCUGGAAGAGGUUUUCCAGUUCAUUGAAGCAAAAGAGGCUGGUAAACGCUCUGCCUCCUCUCUCCUCGACUCACACACGGAAACGGCCAGCAGCUCCUCCUAUAGGAAAGCUAAGCAGGCGCACCCAGGGCCCAAGGACAAACAGGAACUGUGUGCCUACUGUGGCAAGAAAGGACAUGGACGGAGUGCCCCAGCUCGUGUCCGCCAGACGCAGUGCCUGGCCUAUGGACAGAAAUGUGGUCACUGCAACAAGUUCCACCACGUGGAGGACGUCUGCCGCACCAAGGUCAAGCAGAAAACGUCACAGUCGACCUCCUCGGGUGAGCAGGAGGGGGCAAUCUUCAAUACCCUUUGUACUAUCCGUGACCUAGGACAAUCACAUGGCCUCCCCAUUGAUCACCAUGUAUAUGAUGACAUUUCCCAAGCAUGGCACAGGAAGAGAUCAACUCCUCAGCCAUACCUCAAUGUGACUGUAAGGGCUGUUCCGGAAGACUAUCGAGCCCUCGGGUUUAACCUUUCAUCCCCCUCACAAACCAGCGCCAUCCCAGCCAUGGCGGACACUGGGUGUCAGAGCUGCCUCGCCGGGUUAAAGGUCCUCCGCCGCCUUGGGUUACGUCAGCAAGACCUCAUUCCUGUCACCAUGGCGAUGCACACCGCAACUGAGGGCGGCAUUACGAUCCUCGGAGCCGUCCCCCUACGCUUCUCUGGCCAAGAUCCUCUUGGCCACAUGGUCGAGUCACGGCAACUCACUUACGUCACCGACAGUUCUGAUAAGCUCUUCCUCAGCAAAGAGGUCUGCAUUGCCUUGGGGAUCAUCUCAAAAAGCUUCCCUAAUCUUGGCAUGACACAAGGGGCACACCAAUCAGACAGAGCAGCCACCCUCAAGGAGGUUCCCAAGCGGGCCGCCUGUCCCUGCCCUCGGCGUCAACUGCCCCCACCGCCUCCUACAAAACUGCCAUUUCCUGCCACUGACGCAAACCGUGAGAAGCUACAACAGUAUCUCCUAGAUUACUACCAGUCCAGCACAUUCAAUACCUGUGAGCAUCAGCCCUUGCCACUCAUGGAUAGUCCCCCGAUUAAAUUGAUGGUGGACCCAGAUGCGGAACCCAUCGCUCAUCACACACCUGUGCCAGUCCCACUCCAUUGGCGUGAUGCCGUCAAGGCUGAUUUGGAGCAUGAUGUGCAGUUGGGCGUGCUGGAACCUGUACCCAUUGGGGAGCCUGUUACAUGGUGCCACAGGAUGGUGGUGUGUGCUAAAAAGGAUGGUAAACCGCGUCGAACAGUCGACUUUCAGGCCCUCAACGUCCAUGCUACACGUGAAACGCACCAUACACCAUCACCCUUCAUUCAGGCCCGCUCUGUCCCCCACGGGAAGAAGAAGACGGUAUAA